Molecule: messenger RNA, 2703 nt
Organism: Penicillium cosmopolitanum
Lineage: Eukaryota; Fungi; Ascomycota; Eurotiomycetes; Eurotiales; Aspergillaceae
Product: beta-mannosidase
Exons: 11
Coding region: 1-2703 (900 amino acids)
Biological process (GO): glycoprotein catabolic process; carbohydrate metabolic process
Molecular function (GO): beta-mannosidase activity
Source: RefSeq, a predicted model, not a curated record
AUGAAGACAUUAUCUUAUAUAUUACUUUUGGCAAGAGCUGCUGUUUCCCAGAAUGUCAUCGAUCUAGGGAACAAAAACUGGACCUUGACAGGUCCAAACAUCACAGUCCCUGGCUCCGCACCAUCCCAGGCACACCUGGAUCUCUUUGCAGCGGGCGUGAUUGGGGAUCCACUAUAUGGAGAAAAUGAUACCGAGCUGCUCUGGGUCCAGAGAUCUAACUGGACUUACUCGACCGUGAUCUCCAACCUGGGCCAAACCGAGGAUUUUUCAACGUGGCUUAUUUUUGAUGGCCUUGACACCUUUGCCUCUAUCGAAUUUUGUAAUCAAUUUAUUGGAAAUACGGACAACCAGUUCCGUCAAUGGUACUUCGAUGUAACCGAUAUAGCUCGGUCAUGCAAGGAUGAGCCCAAAUUGAGUCUCAACUUCGGGUCCGCUACCAAGAUCGUAAAAGAGAUAGCAGAAAAUGGCGACCCUCUCCUGAAUAGCGCCGAUGGCGCCCCAACCGAAGAAUUCUGCUGCAAAGAAUACAUGCGUAAGGAGCAGUCUGACUUUGGCUGGGAUUGGGCUCCAAAGAUAGCACCUGCUGGGAUCUGGCAGCCGGCACGGGUCGUACAGCUGGAUUCCGCUUCACCUGUAUAUGUUCGAAACGCCUUGAUUGAUAUCUUUCGAAAGGGUCAGAUGAAUAAUAUCCCACCGGAUCAGUCCCAGCCAUGGAUCUUCAAUGUGAGCCUUGAUUAUCUAGGCACCUUGCCUCGAGAAUCUUCACUGCAUGUCUUCUUAGAUGAUGCUCGCGGGAAAUUCAUAUUGGAUCGGCCCUUGGAAAAUACCUAUCAAUCUACGAACACGAUAGAGGGGAGUAUCACUAUUGACCCCAAGUUGGUUGACCUUUGGUGGCCGAUAGGAUUGGGGUCACAACCGCUCUACAAGGCCACUAUCAAGAUUCUUCAUGGCGAGAAAACCAUUUCAGAAAUUAAUCGCAGAGUUGGAUUCCGGACCGUGGUUCUGAAUCUGUUACCAGUGACAGAAGAACAACAGGCUCAGGGUAUUGCGCCUGGCUCGAACUUCCACUUCGAGGUGAAUGGCCAUGAAUUUUAUGCUAAGGGCUCAAAUCUUGUUCCGCCUGAUGUCUUCUGGCCAAGAGUGAACGAAACUAAGAUACGAAAUCUAUUCGAGGCCGUUGUUGUCGGGAAUCAAAAUAUGCUUCGAGUAUGGUCAUCUGGUGCCUAUCUUCCUAGCUGGAUCUAUGACAUUGCAGAUGAGAUGGGCAUCUUUUUGUGGUCUGAGUUUGAAUUCUCCGAUGCCGAAUACCCUGCCAAUUCCAGCUACCUGGCUCAAUAUGAAGAAGAGGCCACUUAUCAAGUUCGUCGCGUCAACCACCAUCCAAGUCUUGCCCUAUGGGUCGGCGGCAACGAGCUAGAGCAGAUCAUGCUGAGCUAUUUCUUUGAUCCCGAAAGUCCUGGGACCCUUCUCCGCGAAUACGAGCAUAUCUUUCUAGAAUUGCUAAUUGGGGCUGUUUACUCGAAUACAAAAUCAAUCGGCUAUAUUCCAUCGUCUACAUACAACGGAUUCUUGAGUUUGAACUUUAGCUCUACGAUGCCUCAGCUUCCACGGUAUCACAAUACAUCUGGACCAGGCUAUAUCUACGCAGAUACAGACACAUAUAACUAUGAUGCGAGCCAAGCCUUCAAUCUUAGCUCGUAUCCAAUUGGUCGAUUUGCUACUGAAUUCGGAUUCAUCUCCAUGCCCUCGGUUUAUUCUUGGAAGCAAGCCAUACCGUAUGACCAGCUUUUUAUGUCCUCGGACAUGGUGAUUCAUCACAAUCGCCAUUACCCCUUUGGAGGACCUGCCAAUGCUACUGAUCGAGAACUUUCGGUUCUAGGGCUCGAAGAGAUGACCGCUGCAGUACAAAAUUGUGCGUGGUGCUGGACAACUCAGGUCUUUCAAGCCGACUACUACACCUCCGAAUUGGCCUUCUACAGACGGGGUUCCGGGAUGCCACAGCGAAAUCUCGGGUCGCUGUAUUGGCAAUUGGAAGAUCUUUGGGCUGCACCUACAUGGUCCAGCAUCGAACCUGACGGUCGCUGGAAGGUUCUCUUUUAUCGUGCAAAGGACAUCUUCCAGCCCGUCAUCGGGCAUUCUUUCUAUAACUCGACCACGGGUGAUUUGGAAGCCUGGGUCAUGUCUGAUCUUUGGUCUCCAGUUAGUGGAACGGCCAAACUGAGCUGGAUGGAUUGGAGUGGGAAACCACUCUCUGGGUCGAACAAGCCUAUCUCCAAGACGAUUCCGUUCACUGUUGGAGCCAUCAACUCGACCCGUGUAUUCAAGACGAAUCUUCUGAGAGACUACAUUGAUCUUGAUUUUUCAAAUUCCCUCCUUCGCGUGGAUAUCUCUGGUGAUGGUGUCACGCCCAAUGAGUCCCAAAAGAAGACAUAUGAGCAUAUAUCUUUCUUCCAUCCAGAGUCCCUGGGAAAGGCGAAGAUUCAAGAUCCGAAAAUUCGAGUCUCUCAUUUUGCCGGGGCCCAUAACUUCCGUGUUGAAGCGAAGGGCGGAGUGGCUGCGUGGGUGUGGUUGGAUCAUCCACUCGGAGUGCAGGGCUAUUUCUCGGACAAUGGAUUCUGGCUGGCCCGGGGAAAGCAAGAAUGUCCAAUUUACAGUCAAGAAAGACUGGACAAACGGAGAAUGGGCGGAGGGUGUUCUAGUUAG